UUUCAUUGAUGCUGAUGGCCAUGUAUUUGAAAGUCAUUAUUGUUUCUCUCCGAGUAUAGCAAUGGACGUGACGACACUCCUCUGCACAACUGCCGUUUUCGCCAUUUUCCUCAUCUCACUUACAGCUCUCAGACACGCGCCGCCGAGUCGCCGCCGUCGACUGCCACCGAGCCCCGGAUCGCCGCUUCCCGUCGUCGGGCACCUCCACCUCCUAAAGCAGCCGCUCCACCGCACUUUCCAGCAAUUCGCCCGAUUGCACGGCCCAAUCUUCUCUCUCAAGCUCGGCGUCCGCAGCGUCGUGGUGGUGGCGUCGCCGGAUCUGGUGGAGGAAUGCUUCACUGCCAACGACGUCGUUUUAUCCAACCGCCCUUGGGUCCUCGUCGACAAGUACAUCGGCUACGACCACACCACCAUGUCCGGCGAGCCCUACGGCCCCAAGUGGCGCGCCCUCCGCCGCCUCGGCGCUCAGGAGGUCCUCUCCGCCGCCCGCCUCAACGCCUUCUCGCAGAUCCGCCAUGACCAGACGAGGAAGACGCUGAAAACCCUAAUCGUCGAUUCCAGUAACGAAAAUUGGGAAUUAUUGCAGCUGAGGCCAUUGCUCUUCGAACUCAUAUUCAACAUGAUCAUGAGAAUGCUCGCCGGAAAGACAUUCUCCGGCGCCGGAGAUCGUUUCCGGGAGAUGGUUAGCGAGGUUUUCGAGCACGCCCAGACAUCAAAUCCUGAGGAUUUCUUGCCCUUCUUACUUCUAAUUGAUUACAGAGGAUUGAAGAAGAAGAUGUCUGCUCUUGGUAAAAAAUUAGACAAUUUUUACCGGACAUUACUGGAGGACCACCGCCGGCACAAAUGCGACACCAUCAUCGGCCAUUUGUUAUCCCUGCAACAGUCCGAUCAACAUCUCUACACCGAUCAAAUCAUCAAGGGGUUUAUUACCAACAUGAUCAUUGCGGGGACGGACACGUCGGUGGUGACAUUAGAAUGGGCCAUGUCCCUGUUGCUCAACAAUCCAGAAGCUCUCCACAAGGCCAAACAAGAAAUUGAAUCCGAAAUCGGAUUCACCCGUUUGAUCGAAGAACAAGAUCUUCCCAAACUGCAGUACCUCCACAGCAUCAUCCUCGAAACAUUCCGGCUGUUCCCGCCGGGGCCACUAGUGGUGCCGCGGGAGUCAUCCGCCGACUGUAAGAUCGGCGGCUACGACAUCCCAUGUGGCACCAUUGUAUUGGUAAAUGCAUGGAGCAUCCACCGUGACCCCAAAGUUUGGGAGUCGCCGACGAUGUUUAAGCCGGAGAGGUUCCAAGGCCGGAAGGAAGUGGAAAUGAAUAAGCUGAUGCCAUUUGGCAUGGGCCGGAGGGCCUGUCCCGGGUCGGGCUUGGGCCACCGGAUGGUCGGGCUUGCACUGGGGUCGCUAAUUCAGUGUUUCGACUGGGAGAGACUUGACCGGAAGGAAAUUGAUUUGAGCGAAGGAGUUGGGCUCACCAUGCCCAAAUUGAAGCCUUUGGAAGCUCUCUACAAGCCGAGGCAGAGCAUUGUUAAGAUACUUCAAAAUAAUUAAUUCACAUAUACUUUAUUAUAAAUUUUAUUUAUUACCGUUUGAAUUCCAUGGCAAUCCUUAGGUCUUGCAGCACCACAAAGGCAGGCAGAAAUUGUCUUUCAUUCUUGUAGUAUGCAUUGUUUUGAUUUGUUUGGA
Messenger RNA from Andrographis paniculata, 1684 nucleotides. RefSeq names its product cytochrome P450 81Q32-like. The coding region runs from base 62 to 1549 and encodes 495 amino acids. The record is from RefSeq and is a predicted model, not a curated record. Gene Ontology annotation, molecular function: heme binding; monooxygenase activity; oxidoreductase activity, acting on paired donors, with incorporation or reduction of molecular oxygen. NCBI's taxonomy places the organism in Eukaryota, Viridiplantae, Streptophyta, Magnoliopsida, Lamiales, Acanthaceae. The transcript is spliced from 2 exons.